GACAGUGAGGACUGAGCGGGCCAGUCCUCAGUGUGACCCGAGUCCUUCUACCAUACCCCCCGUGGAAAAUGCAUAGCACACGUAGGAUAAAGCCUUUCUGGAAAGGGCAUGAGACUCUGUGUGUGGAGUUGCCUGGGCUCUCUUGAGUCCACUGGGUGGGAUACAGACCUUGGUGGAGCCAAGGGCAGGGCUUGUCCCACUCAUAGCUUUCUUUCCUCCCUCAGCUCAACAGGCUUCCCCAGUGCCUGCCCUUCCCCAAGCAGGGAACUUAGGAGACCAAGCAGCAGCAAGUGUGCUUCAGAUGGUCGGGCCCCAGGGCUCUGCAGCGUACGAGUUCCUGUGCGUGGACUAUACUCAGAAGAAGUGGAGAGGUCCAGCAGUCAGUCAGAGAGCCCUGUACCGGAACGUCAUGCCGGAAAAUCACUGCAGCGCGGCCUCCCUGGCAGGUGAGAACAGAAUGGAGAGUUCAGAGUUGCCUGCAAAGCAGGAAAUUUCUAAAGGGUUGGAGUCAUCUGAUAGAUUAUCAGGAGGACUCUAUGGGGUGGUUCCUGGAGGACCAGAAGCUGGAGAUGCCUGUGAAGAUGCUUUAGAGAAGCUGGAAGGGCAACCCUCAGAUGAGGAAGGGAGCCAACUCGAAAGUGAUUUCUUGGAAAUAACAUAUGAGAAUAAAAAUAAAUCCACUGAAGAUGGGUGUGAUAUAUAUAAGGAACUUGGGGCACAUCCAAAUGUGUCUUCCCAUCCUGCAGAACAUCAAGGAGUCCUGAAAGGACAGAAAUUCUAUCGAUGUGGUGAAUGUGGCAAAACUUUUAAUUGGAGUUCACACCUCAUUGGGCAUCAGAGAAUCCACACUGGAGAGAAACCCUAUGAGUGUAACGAGUGUGGUAAGACAUUCAGGCAGACCUCUCAGCUCAUAGUUCAUCUCAGAACCCACACGGGGGAAAAGCCCUAUGAAUGCAGCGUGUGUGGAAAGACCUAUCGACACAGCUCCCAUCUCAUUCAACACCAGAGACUCCAUAAUGGGGAGAAACCUUAUAAAUGUAAUGAAUGUGAAAAAGCCUUCAAUGAGAGCUCCAAACUGUUUGACCACCAAAGAACCCACACUGGGGAGAAACCAUAUGAAUGCCAUGAGUGUGGAGCAGCCUUCAGUCGGAGUAAAAAUCUUGUCCGACACCAGGUACUUCACACUGGUAAGAAACCCUACAAGUGUAAUGAGUGUGGGAAAGCUUUCUGUUCUAAUAGAAAUCUCAUUGAUCAUCAGAGAAUCCACAGUGGGGAGAAGCCUUAUGAGUGUAAUCAAUGUGGCAAGGCCUUCAGUCGGAGUAAAUGUCUUAUUCGACAUCAGAGCCUCCACACUGGGGAAAAACCAUACAAAUGUAGUGACUGUGGGAAAGCUUUCAGUCAAAUCUCUCAGCUUGCUGACCAUGAGCGAAUGCAUACUGGAGAAAAACCUUUUGAAUGUAAUGAGUGUGGUAAAGCAUUCAGUCUGAGUAAGUGUCUUAUUCGACAUCAGAGACUUCACACAGGUGAAAAGCCCUAUAAAUGCAAUGAAUGUGGAAAAUCCUUCAAUCAAAACUCAUACCUCAUUAUACACCAGAGAAUUCACACUGGUGAGAAACCUUAUGAAUGUACUGAGUGUGGGAAGGUCUUCAGCCAUAAUUCAAGCCUUAUGGUACAUCAGAGAACCCAUACUGGGGAGAAACCAUAUAAAUGCAGUGAGUGUGGGAAAGCCUUCAGUGACAGCUCACAGCUUACUGUGCACCAGAGAGUUCACACUGGAGAGAAACCCUAUGAAUGUAUUGAGUGUGGGAAAGCCUUCAGUCAGCGUUCCACUUUCAAUCACCACCAGCGAACUCACACUGGAGAGAAGCACUCAGGUGGGGCUCGGUCAGUUUCUUAAGGCAUAAAUCUCCAAGACAGCAAGGAACUUUGAGUUAAGCUUUCUUUAUAAGAAUGCUGCUCACCCUGGUGUCCUCUUGGAACCACUAAUUGAAGUGGGCAUUUCCCAAAUGCUUCCUGCUGGGUCAUAAAGGUAGGAGAGUGGCAGUAACAGUGCACUCCUUCCUCAGUAAUGGGGAAGUGAGGACUACACAUUUCAUGUACUUGUAGGUUUCCUUCUUUCUUUUUUUUAACUGUUUAAAAAUCUAUUUCAUGUCUUAGUUAUAUAUCACAUAAUCAGACUGUGUGCUUCUCAAGGACAGAGAUUAUAUCUCCCUUUUUCUAUUCCAGUUAAUCCGUUUCCCCAGUUACAUAAAGUCGUUCUCUGAAACGGAUUCCUCCUUUUCUGACUCUUGGGUCUGGCCUUUUUGAAACUUCUGUUCUAAUCUAGACCCUCAUCACUUGUUCCCUACCUAGAAACCGUUUCUUCUUCCUGUUUGCUAAUCUGUGUCCCUCAGAACCUGUAAGAUCCAGUUCAUCUCUGAAAGACAUUUUUCUUCAGAUGCUUCUUCCUUCCUCCUAAACUUCUGUUGAUAUGACCUCAGUGCUUCAAAUUAGCCUGUGCUACAAUUUGCAGUUACUAAAUUGCCUUGUAAAUUAUUCUCAACUUAAUGCAUAUGUGUAUACUUUCAUACCAAUUUAAUGUAGGCUCUUUGUGGUUGGGUAUUGUAUCUAUUUCUUUUAGCAUAUAGAUAAUUCUCUGCAUCUACUAGUUGUUGAAGAAGUUUUUAAAACUCACUUCUCCAACGCAACCAUUCUUCAAGUGAGGAUGAACUCCCCUCCCACCACCCAACCUAAAAUUUCUAACGAUGGAUAUCAUCGGAUAUCACAUACAAAGGCCUCAUUCAUAUCAUCUACGUGUAUCCCUGGAGUCGUACUGCUGUUACUUCUGCCUCAGAGAGCUAAUGGAUUUGUGUUUGAGUGUGUGUAUGUAUGUCUGUAUGUACCUAGGUAUUGGAGUUGGCAGUCAUGUUCCACUGAUAGGUACUUUGCCCUGCACACUGAUUCUAGUUCUGAACUAGCUGAGUCCACCUUAUGCCUAAGUAAACAAGUUAAGAACAGCAUCAAAAUUUACUGUAAAGAUUUGACUUUUGUGGCUGUGGCAAAGAUGAUUGAAAGUUCCAGUUAGAAGCAUUCUUGGAUGGUUGGAAUUCACAGCGAUGAGGUUUGUGGCAAGAUAGUAGAGUCAAAUUAAUCUUAUUUCCUUACCAAUUUCUAGGUUAGAGGUGUACCCUUAAUUUUUGUAAUUACCUUUUGGGCCAUCUUUCAUUCAUCAAAGGCAGAAGAAACAGGAAAUCUUUUCAGAGGAUUUCCACUCCUUAACAGUCACAUAUUGGACAUAAGCUUGAACAACUCAUUAUUUUCCCCCUUGCAGUAGGGCCCCACUGCUGGGGCACCUCUGCCUCUGGUGUCAACCUCCUUCCUCUUAGCAAUAUGAGGAGCGGCAGUGUGGCACAGGUGGAGGAGGAGGUGGGGGCAAUGUCAGGUGUGUCACCUGGAGGGGAGAGAUUUUUGUGAGCUGUGAUUUGUGUCUUAGAGGCAAUGGAGAAGAAAGGAAAGAGAGUCCAGGCUGAAGAAAAUAAGAAUUAGAUGUGAUUCUGGGAGAGGCCUCUCAGACAUUGUUAGAAUGUUUUUUGGGGGCCUAAAAAAUUUCUGAACCAAGGACAGGGGACUGGAAAUUUGUCAUUUGUGAAUGUGUUUUCAAUUAAAUUUCUGUUACAGCUAUGUUUUUGGUGUUUAUUUCCAUUUUCCUUUACAAAAUAUGCAGAUAGGACUUCCU
Equus quagga is the source of this 3715-nucleotide messenger RNA. Its product is annotated as zinc finger protein with KRAB and SCAN domains 7. Gene Ontology annotation, biological process: regulation of DNA-templated transcription. The record is from RefSeq and is a predicted model, not a curated record. The transcript is spliced from 3 exons. The coding region runs from base 302 to 1897 and encodes 531 amino acids. Gene Ontology annotation, cellular component: nucleus. Lineage: Eukaryota; Metazoa; Chordata; Mammalia; Perissodactyla; Equidae.